UCAAAGAAAAACCAUAAUAUUUUUAAAACUUAAACAAUUAGUUUAAAAACAUGUAUUUCUUAAAGCAGUUGAAAAGGGUAAUUCCAAUAGCUAACGCUCGUUCUAUUGCUGUGAUUCACAAGUCACUUCUCGUUAAUCAAUUCCAAUACCCACAGAGCAAAAUCUUGAUUCGGAAUCUGAAAACAACUACAAUACGUUUUGAUGAAAAAGAUAAAGAUGACUGUGAAACGAAAAAAGAUGAAUGUAGUGAUGACACUGAAGCCGAAGAAGAAUGUCCAGACGAAUCUGAAGCUGAAGACCCUUGCGCAAAAUAUACAAGCGGAGGAGGAGGAGGAAAAGGAGGAGAAGGAAAAGGAGGAGAAGGAGGAGCAGGAGGUGCUGGAAGUGCUGGUAAGAUACAACCUAAAAAACUUAUAGAAGGUAAAAUUCAUUCCGUUAUUGGUCCGGUCGUGGAUGUGUAUUUUGAACAUGACGUACCUGAUAUAUUAAAUGCUAUGGAAGUUCCAGAUUACAAAGGACGGUUGGUCCUAGAGGUUUUUCAUCAUCUUGCUGAUAAUAUUGUGCGCACUGUCGCCAUGGACAGUACUGAAGGUUUGCGUAGAGGACAAAAAGUUGUAGAUACAGGCUAUCCUAUUCGUGUGCCUGUUGGUAAAGCGACUUUGGGUAGAAUUUUAAAUGUUAUAGGCGAUCCUAUAGAUGAUCGCGGUCCAAUUAAAACUGAGUUUUAUUCUUUCAUUCAUGCUGAAGCGCCGGAGAUGGUAGACUUAAAUGUUAAUCCAACUAUUUUAGAUACUGGUAUUAAGGUUAUUGAUUUAUUGGCACCUUAUGUAAAGGGUGGCAAAAUUGGUUUAUUUGGUGGAGCUGGUGUAGGUAAAACGGUUCUUAUUAUGGAACUGAUUAACAAUAUAGCAAAACAACAUGGCGGCUAUUCAGUUUUUGUGGGUGCCGGUGAACGUACCCGUGAGGGUAAUGAUUUAUAUAAUGAGAUGAUUGAAUCAAAAGUUAUAUCGCUAAAAGAUGACUCAUCGAAAGUAGUGUUGGUGUAUGGUCAAAUGAAUGAACCACCCGGUGCACGUUCUAGAGUUGUAUUAACUGGUUUAACAAUGGCUGAGUAUUUUCGCGAUAUUGAAGGACAAGAUGUCUUAUUGUUUAUUGAUAACAUAUUCCGUUUUACACAAGCAGGUUCAGAAGUAUCAGCUCUAUUGGGUCGCAUACCAUCAGCUGUAGGUUAUCAACCCACAUUAGGCACUGAUAUGGGUACUAUGCAAGAACGUAUUACGAGUACUAAAAAUGGUUCCAUUACUUCAGUGCAAGCCGUUUAUGUACCAGCUGAUGAUUUAACUGAUCCUGCACCAGCUGCUACGUUUGCACAUCUUGAUGCAACUACAGUAUUAUCACGACAAGCUGCUGAAUUAGGCAUAUAUCCAGCAGUUGAUCCAUUAGAUUCUACUUCUAGAAUAAUGGAUCCAACCGUAGUCGGUGAGGAUCAUUACAAUGUUGCUAGAGGUGUACAAAAAACUUUGCAGGACUAUAAAUCUUUACAGGACAUAAUCGCAAUUUUGGGCAUGGAUGAAUUAUCUGAAGAAGAUAAGAUAACUGUAUCUAGAGCCCGUAAAAUUCAACGUUUCCUAUCGCAACCAUUUAAUGUGGCUGAAGUAUUUACUGGUCAUCCUGGUAAAAUAGUAUCCGUUAAAAAAACUGUAGAAGGUUUCAAACGCUUAUUGAAUGGUGAAUUAGAUGAUAUGCCGGAAAUUGCGUUUUAUAUGGUUGGAGACCUCGAAGAUGCUGUGAAGAAAGCUGCAACUUUAGCAGUUAAUGUCAAGUAAAAUGGAUGCUUGUUAUUGCUUAUCAAUAAUAUUAAUUAAAUGCCGUUUUUUAUAUUUAAUUAAU
This is a messenger RNA of Teleopsis dalmanni, 1890 nucleotides long. RefSeq names its product ATP synthase subunit beta, mitochondrial-like. NCBI's taxonomy places the organism in Eukaryota, Metazoa, Arthropoda, Insecta, Diptera, Diopsidae. The record is from RefSeq and is a predicted model, not a curated record. Gene Ontology annotation, molecular function: ATP hydrolysis activity; proton-transporting ATP synthase activity, rotational mechanism; ATP binding. Gene Ontology annotation, biological process: proton motive force-driven mitochondrial ATP synthesis; proton transmembrane transport. Bases 51 to 1826 code for a protein of 591 amino acids. The transcript is spliced from 7 exons.